AUGUCGAUAAGAUAUCUCUUAUCAAGGACUCCUAAAUCAUGUCUACUGAACAACAACAAUAAUAAUAAUAUCAUUGGUGGUAGAAACAACCUUUUUGUACAUAAUAAUAAUAAUAAAAAUAAUAAUAAUAAUAGAUACUCAACAUCAACAACAUCAACAUCAACUAUAAUAGAUGAAAAUGAUCCUUCAUUAGAUUAUAUUUAUAGUGGUAAAGGAAAUCCUUAUCAAUUGGUUGUAGGUGUAGAAGUUCAUGCUCAAAUUAAAUCAAAGGAAAAGUUAUUUUCAAAUAGUUUAAAUAUUGGUAGUUUGGAUGGAUCUAUUGCAAAUAGUAGAGUAUCAUAUGUUGAUGCUGCAUUCCCAGGUACAUUACCUGUACUCAAUUCAAAAUGUGUUGAACAAGCUGUAAAGACUGGUUUGGCUUUGAAUGCAUCAAUCAGUAAAUACUCAGUCUUUGAUAGAAAACAUUAUUUCUAUCAAGAUUUACCUCAAGGUUAUCAAAUUACUCAAUAUACUAAUCCAAUUGUAAAAGGUGGAGAAGUAUUAUUAUCAUUAAAAAAUAAUAGAAAGAAAUUGAUAAAGCUGUCACAUAUUCAAUUGGAACAAGACAGUGGAAAGAGUAUACAUGAUCAAAGUCCGACCAGUACAUUGGUCGAUUUGAAUCGUGCUGGUGUUGGAUUGAUGGAGAUUGUAUCUGAUUGCGAUUUUAGAUCGAGUGAACAGGUUGGUGCCUACCUUAGACAACUUCAACAUCUACUCAAGAGUAUCGAGACGAGUGAUGCAAAUAUGCAACAAGGUGAGAUGCGUUGUGAUAUCAAUAUAUCGGUGCGUCCAUCGCAUCAGACCGAUAGACUGGGAACACGUGUCGAACUCAAGAAUAUGAUUUCAAUAAAGUCGAUUGUGUCUGCCAUCGAUGCAGAGGCAACGCGACAGAUUGAAAUGGUCGAGUCUGGCACACCCAUACAAAGAGAGACGCGUGGGUUUGACCUCUCUACCAUGUCCACCUUUCACAUGCGUACUAAAGAGGACGAGACAGACUACCGGUUCUUCCCAGACCCCGAUCUUCCACCUUUGGUAUUGAGCCAAGCAUUUAUCGAGCGUGUUAGAGCCACGAUUGGCGAGUUGCCAGAUGCAAUGAAAACACGUAUUAUCACACAAUAUGGAUUGACGGUGGAUGACGCCACCAUCCUCGUAGCCGACCCAUACAAUGUACACUACUUUGAAUCGGUACUACGCCACAAUGGCAAGACCGACCGUAGUGUAAAGACAUUACUACCAUUCAUCAUAAAGGAGAUGUUUGAGUGGCUCAACCUGCAGAAUGAAUCCAUCACCAACACACCCGUCUCGAUCGAGCGUAUGGCCGACUUUAUCGACCUCGUCGAAUCGGGCUACAUCUCGUCGCGAACUGGAAAGGAUAUCAUUGGAUUAAUGUUGAAUGGCGAUACUCGACCAGCCAAGGAAAUCAUCGAUGGUUUGGGUGUAUCACAAAUCUCUGAUGACAGUGUAUUGGAAGAUCUCUGUGUAAAGAUCCUCGAAGAGCAUCACGACAAGAUCAUGGAAUACCGUUCUGGAAAAACACGUGUCUUUAAAUUCUUUGUUGGUGAAAUCAUGAAACAAACCAAAGGUCGUUCAAAUCCUCAAAAAGUAACUUCACUAUUACAAAAGAAAAUUGAUGAAUUUGAAUUGUAA
This is a messenger RNA of Cavenderia fasciculata, 1686 nucleotides long. It is a transcript of the gene gatB, whose product is annotated as glutamyl-tRNA amidotransferase B subunit. Gene Ontology annotation, biological process: glutaminyl-tRNAGln biosynthesis via transamidation; mitochondrial translation. Bases 1 to 1686 code for a protein of 561 amino acids. NCBI's taxonomy places the organism in Eukaryota, Evosea, Eumycetozoa, Acytosteliales, Cavenderiaceae. The transcript has 3 exons. The record is from RefSeq and is a predicted model, not a curated record. Gene Ontology annotation, molecular function: glutaminyl-tRNA synthase (glutamine-hydrolyzing) activity.